AACGAGAUUAUGGAAAAUCCAUAAAAAGGUCCACUUAUUUCCUGUUUGGAAACGUGCCAGGACAUGUUUUAUUUAAAUGCUCUGUUAAUACAAGGUAUUUGUUCAGCACUCCUUAUUCCUUGGAGCUCGACACAAUCGGCAUGAGAGGAUUUGUAACCAGCUUUUCACUACCUUGCGAUAUCUCCGCUCAAACCCAAAAACUCGUGAAUAGAUGUCCUGCAACAAAACUAGAAUGGGAACAAAGAGCAGCUAAAAAGCAAUGUCACCUUAUAAUAAACGAUUGCAAAGGUUUUAAAUACCACUGUGUUUUAAACAGCCAAAGGACGUCAAUGUUGGAGGUGUGUGCAUCUCCGAUAAAAAUAAUCGGAGGAAAGUGUGCUUAUUAUGAUGAAGGAUACAAAAGCAUUAGAAGCAGCUUUCUGUUUGACUGCAGUCAAUUUAAACAACCUUGUCCUAACUCUUAUCCCUCGGAAGAAUCGUACAAUUAUGCAGAAUGUUCUGGCUUUGCUAAGCAAUUAACAGCUACAUCAACGUUAUCAUCAUCAUCAAGUUUACCGUUGACGUCAUUGCUCAUUACAUCAAAUAACACGUCAAUGCCUUCAAAAAAUCUUUCGCAUUCCUUGUUCAACAAUAGAACAUCCUUUAAACCCAAAAGGUACAUCAGAAAAUUAUAUUCAUCUUUUUCUUUACGUUUUCUGUCUUGCAUAAGACUAAAAUAAAAUGUCCUUUCUUUAAUAUUUUUAAGGGUCACUUAGAAACUUUAAUAUCAACAUUGCGCCUCAUUGAACUCUAAAGAGAAUGUUUCUUCAAAGUCCAUGUGGCAUUAUAAUGGAGAUUUUUGUUUUCCACUGUCUUUUUUGUCAGUCAUUAGUUAUUCCUAUAUGGUAUAUAAGUAUAUUAUCAAACCGGAAAUCUAAAAAAAAUAUAGGGUUAUUAGAAUAAUAAAAAAAAAUUGAAGGGCCAUAUUGAAUUUAAUCCAUCUAAGAGGAAGUAUAUUGUUUAGUUCUUUUAAAAUGCAUAUUCCAAGUAGUAUGUGUAUAAGUUUUAUAUUUGUAGAGUCGGACAAAUCUAAGAUUGUUUUAAUUUUAGAAUCAUGUAUUUUCUUUUGAAUGCGUCUUCAUUGAGUGACCUUAAAAA
Saccostrea cuccullata (small rock oyster) is the source of this 1137-nucleotide messenger RNA. RefSeq lists its product as uncharacterized. NCBI's taxonomy places the organism in Eukaryota, Metazoa, Mollusca, Bivalvia, Ostreida, Ostreidae. The record is from RefSeq and is a predicted model, not a curated record. The transcript has 6 exons. Bases 141 to 719 code for a protein of 192 amino acids.